This is a messenger RNA of Amaranthus tricolor (Joseph's coat), 2006 nucleotides long. RefSeq names its product protein IQ-domain 26-like. The transcript is spliced from 3 exons. Gene Ontology annotation, molecular function: protein binding. Bases 270 to 1646 code for a protein of 458 amino acids. NCBI's taxonomy places the organism in Eukaryota, Viridiplantae, Streptophyta, Magnoliopsida, Caryophyllales, Amaranthaceae. The record is from RefSeq and is a predicted model, not a curated record.
AAACUCAUCAGUAUUUUCUUGUCUCCUAGUCAAAUUUCUGACGAGCUCCUUGACACUCUCUCCUUACUCUCACCAUAUGCCGCCUCAUCUUCACCAAUCUUUAAAAUAUCCAACAAAAUUUUCAAAUUAAUAUAUUUUUUCCCAUUCCUAAUUUCCACCUAUUUUCCCUUUUUAUUCUUUUUAUUUCCUCCUUCACUCUUCACUAUUUCAAGUAUGGAAAAAAGUUAAUUUUCUUCAUUUUUUCCAUCUCUUUUUCUCUAGAAAAAACCAUGGGAAAAGCCAGUAGAUGGUUUAAGGGAAUCUUUGGGAUAAAGAACACUACCAAAGACAAUCAAAAAGACCCAAGUUUAGACGCCGGUGACCGGAAAAGAGAAAGUUUUGGUUAUUCCGGUGGGAAGAGAACAGAGCUAUGCAAUAAUCCGGAAACUAUACCACCUAAUAUAUCCCAUUCGGAAGCUGCUUGGUUGAAGUCUUACUAUGAUGAUUCUGAGAGUAAUAAGGAGCAGAAUAAGCAUGCUAUUGCGGUGGCAGCUGCAACCGCCGCUGCAGCUGAUGCGGCGGUUGUUGCUGCUCAGGCAGCUGUUGCUGUUGUUCGACUUACGAGUCAAGGUCAGCGAACAAUUUUCAGUAGCGGUGGCGGUGGCGGUGGCGGUGCUAUUGGUGCUUGUAAUGAUAAAUCGGCUGCGGUGAAAAUUCAGUCUACCUUUAGAGGAUAUUUGGCAAGGAAAGCAUUAAGAGCAUUGAAAGGAUUAGUAAAGAUCCAAGCAUUAGUAAGAGGAUAUUUGGUAAGAAAACAAGCCACAGCAACUCUUCAUGGUAUGCAAGCACUCAUUAGAGCUCAAGCUACCGUCAAGUCCAAACGGGCUCAAGCCCGAUUUACCAAUAACGAUUUCUCGGGUCUUUCUCAACCCGAAUUCUUCCCUCGGAGAUCCUUGGAAAUAUUUGAUGACACAAGGAGUGAUCAAGCAGCAACAGUAUACAGCAGGAGGCUUUCAUCCUCCUUUGAAAGCAGAACAAUCAACCCAACAUCCGAAGACAUAACCAAGAUAGUCGAGGUCGAUACGGGUCGACCCAGAUCAUCAUCAUCAAGAGGGUGGAGAACUAUUACAAGCCCGGGUCCAAGGCCAGACCCAUACGAGCCCGACCCGUUCUACCCCCCACGCAUAUCAAUCCCAGGUUGCCAACACUGGCAUGACCCUGAAUGGGGCCUAAUGGGUGAUGAAUGCCGGUUCUCAACGGCCCAUAGCACUCCCAGAUUCAUGAACCUGGGUGGGCCAAACCCGGGUCCUGUAACCCCAUCUAAGAGUGUAUGUGGGGAUAAUAAUAGUUACUUCUUAAGGCAUUAUGGGAGUUGUCAUCAAAACCCUAAUUAUAUGUCUAAUACACAGUCUUUUAGGGCAAAGGUGAGGUCCCAAAGUGCCCCUAAACAAAGGCCAGAAGUACGGUAUUCAAAGAAAAAAUUGUCCUUAAAUGAAAUGAUGGAGUCCAGAAAUAGUUUAAGUGGUGUAAAGAUGCAAAGGUCAUGUUCCCAAGUUCAAGAGGCUAUCAAUUUUAAAAAUGCUGUGAUAGGCAAACUUGGGAAGUCUUAUGACUUUAGUCGGGUGCCCGGACCCGACCCCGAAGUUUAUAGCUUGCAAAAGUUGUAACCAUUGGUUGAUCGUUCGGUUGAAUUCAUUUUUACUCUUGUGACAGAGUAUGAUUCUUAUCAUUCUUAUCAUCUAUACAAAAACCAAUUUUUCAGCUUUUCUAUUUUAUUUGUAGAAAAUUAUUCAGCCUUUCGUCAAAAUAAAACAAAUGGUAAAGAUCAAAAUUAAAAUCUUAUAUAGAUUCAUCAUAUCCUAGUAGUUGGGAAGAGUAAAUUGAAAUUUUUAUAAUCAAUUAAAUGUAGUAUGUACCAUUUCGGUGCAUUAUUAAUUUUAUUAUUAGUAUUGUGUUUGAUAGCUACUAAGUGAAACAAGAAAUGUAAAAUCGGUUUGUUGGGUAAUGAUAUUGUGUUUGUCAGCAUU